AAAUGACAUCAGUGUAUAAAGAACUCCUCCUUUAGCAUUACAAUCUGUGUUUUGUGGCCCGUACCUGUCACAUAAUAUUUAGCCCAUCGUCUAGCGUUUCCAUGUAACGUUUAUGACACGCGCUCUUUAGGCAGGCAGUGGCUUUUCCAGAGCGUUCUUGAGAGUCCAGCCAUCUGCCAAUCGGAGCUUCAGCGCGCGAGGAGGACGAGGGGGAAAUACGAGAACGGGAAAGAAAAGAAGAGAGGGACUGUUCGAUAUUGAACCGGACACAUGUUGAGUUAGCGGACCGUUCCUGCUCCCUCCGCCUCCCUCAGCGGAUUCGCAGUCUGCUUUUGAUUCCCGAGUAGGGAAAACGGUUUACCUUACGUUCGAUAACCCCGUUUGAACUAUGGACUCGAAUAAAAUGGCAGUGAGCAUCAACAAAGCCAUCAACACACAGGAGGUUGCUGUCAAAGAGAAGCAUGCCAGGACGUGCAUAUUGGGCACGCAUCAUGAGAAAGGGGCUCACACAUUCUGGCUUGCAGUCAACCGCCUGCCCCUUUCCAGCAAUGCGGUUCUCUGCUGGAAAUUUUGCCACGUCUUCCACAAGCUGCUGAGGGACGGCCAUCCAAGCGUCAUUAAGGACUCAAUGCGGCACAAGGCUGACCUGAACGACAUGAGCAGGAUGUGGGGUCAUCUGAGUGAAGGCUAUGGGAAGUUGUGCAGCAUCUACCUCAAACUGCUCAUUACCAAAAUGGAGUUUCACAUCAAAAAUCCUCGUUUCCCAGGCAACCUUCAGAUGUCAAAUAGACAGCUUGAUGAGGCGGGUGAGAACGAUGUCAAUAAUUUCUUCCAGUUAACGGUGGAGAUGUUUGAUUACUUGGAGUGUGAGCUGAAUCUAUUCCUCGGCGUGUUCAGCUCGCUGGAUAUGUCUCGUUCCGUGUCAGUGACUGCAGCGGGUCAGUGUCGUCUGGCCCCUCUUAUACAGGUCAUUCUGGACUCUAGUCAUCUGUACGACUACACCGUCAAACUGCUCUUCAAACUCCACUCCUGUCUGCCAGCAGAUACUCUGCAGGGCCACAGGGAUCGCUUCCAGGAGCAGUUUAAGAAGCUGAAGAGUCUGUUCUAUCGCUCCAGUAACCUGCAGUAUUUCAAGAGACUGAUUCAGAUCCCACAACUUCCUGAGAAUCCGCCAAACUUCCUGCGGGCAUCAGCCCUGUCUGAGCACAUCAGUCCAGUGGUGGUGAUUCCAGUGGAGUCUUCGUCCCCUGAAAGUGAACAUGUAGUAGAGACAGAAGACCUGGUGGACACAGACAUCCCCCCUUUACCGAGCGUUGUGGACAGCAAAUUCGACGACUUUUUCGGCACCUCGGCUGCCACAGACCCGUUCAACUUCAGUCAGAACGGCAUGCGCAAAGAUGAGAAAGACCGUUUGAUCGAGCAGCUUACAGCAGAGCUACAGGCCCUGAAAGAGGAGCUGGAGUCCUUCAGAUUGGAGAGUGGCCGUCUUUGUCAAGCACUACGAGGGCGUGUGAAUGAGCUGGAGGCGGAGCUUGCAGAGCAGACUCACCUGAAGCAGCAAGCGCUGGGUGAGAGCGAGUUCCUGAGGGUGGAGCUUGACGACCUGCGCCGGGUCAAAGAGGACACAGAGAAAGAGCAGCGCAGCCUGAGCGAAAUCGAGAGAAAAGCACAAGCAAAUGAGCAACGCUACACCAAGCUAAAGGAGAAAUACACAGAGCUGGUCCAGAGCCAUGCUGACCUGCUUAGGAAGAACGCAGAGGUGACCCGUCAGAUGACGGUGGCCCGUGCCGCCCAGGACGAGGUGGAGAAUGUGAAGAAAGAGAUGCAGGACAAAUUGAAAGCCGUUCAGGACUCUACCAGUCAGCAGGAGAAGGCUCAGUUAGAGCAGCUUCAAGCUCUACAAGCCGAGCUCAUGUCCAGCAGGACAGAACUAGAGACCCUGAAGAGUGCCGUCACCUCCUCCCAACAGUCAAGUGAGCAGCUCAAUACUCAGCUGUCUGCUUUAGAGGCGGAGAAGGCGGGGCUUUUGGAGACCGUAUCUCAGAAAGAGGCGGAGUUGGCCGGUUUGGGGGUGGAGUUAGAGCGUGUACAGAGCAGUCUGACCACUGAGAGAGAGAGUGGCGUGAAAGCUGCUGAGGCCCUACAAAACCAACUCAAUGAGAAGGAGAGUCGUGAGCAGGCUCUGGAGAGCGAGUUGGUGUCCCUGCGCUGGGCGGCUCUGCGGGCAGCUUUAGAGGAGGGGGGGAGGAUUGUACAGGACAGCCUGAAUCAGCUGGAGGACCCCGCACACAUCAGCUGCACCAGUUCGGCCGAUUACCUGGUGUCCAGGUGCCAGGUGGCUCUGGAAUGCGUGGAGCGGCUCCAGUCGGCCAGAGACGGUUUUGUAUCAGAUAACACAGAUGUGUCUGGACUGGUCCGGGCAGUGACUCAGUUUGCUCACCUGGUGGGCGAUGUCAUCGUGCAGGGAAGCGCCACCUCCCACAUGGUGCCAGUGGAACAAGCUGAUGCUUUGGCAGACAACGUGAAGGCGUGUGGCGCGGAGGCAAUGGCGCUGCUUUGCCAGCUUAAGGAGCAGAAGUCUAUGGGGACGGCAGACUGCAGCCGGCUGACGUCGGCACUGGAUACCGUAAUGGCGUUGGGUGAAAAGUUGCGUCCUCGUGGUCUGGAACUGCAGCAAGGGGAGCUGGGAGAUCUGGUGGAGCAGGAGAUGUCAGCCACAUCAGCAGCUGUGGAGUCGGCUGCUGCCAGGAUUGAGGAAAUGCUCAAUAAGUCAAGGGCAGUUGACACAGGAAUCAAAAUGGAAGUCAAUGAAAGGAUCUUGGCGUCCUGCACAGAUUUAAUGCAGGCCAUCAAAGUGCUUGUGCUGUCCUCCAAAGACCUGCAGAGGGAUAUUGUGGAGAGCGGCAGGGGGGCCGCAUCUAUGAAGGAGUUCUACGCCAAGAAUUCCCGAUGGACGGAAGGUCUCAUUUCUGCCUCCAAGGCUGUGGGCUGGGGCGCCACCAUGUUGGUUGAUGCAGCUGAUCAGGUGGUGCAAGGCAAGGGCAAGUUUGAGGAGCUGAUGGUGUGUUCGCAUGAGAUCGCUGCCAGCACGGCUCAGCUAGUUGCGGCAUCUAAGGUAAAAGCAGACAAGGGCAGUACAAACCUUUCCCGCCUCCAGCAGGCCUCCAAAGGGGUCACCCAGGCCACUGCAGGGGUCGUGGCAUCAACAAAGUCUGGCAAGUCUCAGAUCGAGGAUACAGAAACUAUGGACUUUUCCGCAAUGACACUCACUCAGAUCAAGAGGCAAGAGAUGGAUGCACAGGUUCUGGUGUUGGAGCUGGAGACCCGGCUGCAGAAAGAGAGGGAGCGACUUGGAGAACUGAGGAAGAAGCAUUACAAGCUCGCUGGCGUCGCAGAGGGCUGGGGAGGGGAGGACGAGGGAACGGGAUGAGACUUGUCGUGUUCUGCACAGCGGCCGCUUGACGUCUUUAUAUACACACUAUCUUUCCCUUCUCCCUUUUUAUUGUACUUUUUAACUCUUCUGAUUUCUUUUAUUGUACAUUUAAGCCAAAUAAAAGGUGCUUUUUUUCUAACCUGCUCCCUCCCCUGCCCGUGGAGUCAGGAGACGUGAGGAGUGUGAUGAUAGUGUGCGACAAAGGGGGGAGGGAGAGGAAGGCUGGAAAUGGAUGGCACCACCUAGUGGACAGAGAGGGAAGUGCAGGCUCGCUGAACUGUCUGAGUAUUUCAUUUCCUUUUCCUCAUACGGAAUGGAGAAUCUUCCCCGACCCCUGACCAUUUAGAACAAUCCCGUCUCCCUAUGAAACAUCCCAUGAUGCAUUGCACAAUGGUGAGUCACCCCAUUUUGCAGGAAAUGGCACUGUGCUGUGACCCUUCCGGACUCAACUUUUACAAACAGCAGCUGUGUGACUUCCACCUCUCAAACACAUUCCUUACUGUCGUGUAGGAUCGCCCUCAUCUGGGUCCGCCCCUUCCCUAGUCCUCUUAGCAGUGGUCUCUGAACUAAAACAAGAGCAUUGAACAUAGUAGAUAAUGACCACUGUGGACUAACACCUGAAAACACUAGCAAACCCUGUUGUUUUUUUUCUUCAGAUUUCUUUUGAUUAUGUUCCCAUGGCAUGAUUUCAUAAGAAGCCCUAUAUAGAUUUAAUCCACAGGCUUUUUACUGUUUCACCAUGUUGACUUUUAGGAACAAACCGCUAUUAUAUUUCGCCAGAACUGUGUCCUGAUGUUUUUCUCCAAUUUCAAGUCCAUGACUGACUAUGAACUGACUGUUUUUGUGAGACCUCCCGUCGGGCUAGAGCACAUCGUUUUGUUUUAUUAGCUCUAUUUAGGUUUGCUGAGCACAGAUAGGUUAUGCACCAUAUUGUAUUAGUAAAGGUCCAUAAAACGGUCCUGUACGGUUUACACGCUGUUAAUAUGACAGUAUCUGUUAAUUCCUGUUGUCUUCUUCUAGCUACACAUACGCGCACCCCUUCACACCGAGGCGAGGAGAGACAUCCGUGCCUUCCAAAAGGGAAAAAAGGGUCAAGGAUCACAUUCCCUGAAAAAAGACCUUUAAAAUCGUGAUCUAGAGUAGCAUUAGGACAGUGUUUUAAAGUUGUAGUUUGGUAUUGCGAACUGAGAUCAGUAUGAAAUCAGUAGAGAACCGUGUGAGAACAGAUGUACCAAUCCCUGUGUUCAACUUUGGUGUGCUUCGUUUGGUUUUUUGAGCUCCCCAUUUUCAACUUGGAGGAUAUCUAAAAGAAAGAAGAAAUGAUUCGGAGCCCUUAGAGAACAUGGUGAUGGGGGGGGGAAGGGGUUGAGUUGCGUUCCCACAGGAAACUUUGUAUUUGUUUGCAAAUUUGUAGCGUUAUCUUGCACAAAUAUCGUAUUCCCCUGAGAAACUUUGCAUUCACUCACUUGAAAUGUUAUUUCCAUCUCAAAAGUUUUACAAGCGCUUGCAAAGUUUCUCUAGAUACACAAAAGAUUUGUGAGCGAACGCGAAAGGAAGGGUUUAAUGAGCAAACACAAAGAUUUUUGAGGGAUUUUUUCUAUCACCGUGUCACUUUCAGGGCUUUGAAAGGGUUUUCUUAAAGACUAAAGGUCUUUCAUAAGAGCAAAAUGGAAAUGCGUGAAAAAUGUGAAGUAAAAUGUAUUUGGUUCUAGAGGCCUAUCCACCUCGUCAAAGCAAUGUAGACCACACAGCCUUGGAGACCACCACUGUCUGCCAGCAGCACAGCUCUGACCAGGGCUCGACACAGGGACAUGCAGUCUUGUAGUCAUCUACAAACCAUGGUUACCUCAACUUCUCCACAAACUACCAGUCAGUAACUACAAAAGAGAACAUGAUUGCAUUAGGGUCCUCUAGACUCUGUAUGAACAUGCGUUGAGAGUGUAUAUGUGUGUGUGUGUGUGUGUUCUUUAAUACUAAUAUAAUGUGUGUGUGUGUUUGGGUGGAUGCUGUGUGACUGAGAUAUGAUAUAUUCUGUAUAUCCCUCAUGUUGUUAUGUCUUAAUACCCUCAUAUUGUUUCACUUGUUGCACUGCUUCGGCUGUUUUGUUAAGUUGCGACACUGGGUAUUUAAUUUCCGUUUUUUUUUUUUUUUUUUUGGAGUGUCAUCAUCACCUCCAGUAAUGGUUUAUUCCACCAUUUAGAUUCGGUUGUGUAGUAUUACCAGCUCAGCCAGCCUCUAAACUGCCUCUCACUUUUGUUAAUAAGAAAAACAAGACCGCUCAAUAACAUUUUGGUGAAUAUCUUUGUAUGAUAUAUACUAAAACUGUGUGUGGGUUUGUUUUACUUUUCAGUUUUUAAAUAAAUAUUUCACUCAUUGAUAUAA
Messenger RNA from Pimephales promelas (fathead minnow), 5815 nucleotides. Lineage: Eukaryota; Metazoa; Chordata; Actinopteri; Cypriniformes; Leuciscidae. The record is from RefSeq and is a predicted model, not a curated record.